AUGGGCAGCAUGAACCGCAGGUCACGUGGAUUUUGUAGGAAAAAUUGCAGUGCCAGGUUCGUUAUCACGACAACUAUUGGAGCUGUUUUCGGAUUAUUUUCGGUGUUUCGUUUCCAUAGGUUUCCCUUUACAGGAUUUACGUUCCGACAAAUCCUCGUGGUGCAGAAUCAUUACCUCCGGGUAUUGUUGUUCCCUAGACCGACCUUUACCCACGCAGAUUAUCGGGAUCUGCAGAAGAAACCAAAGUAUUUAGUAACAUUUACAGUUGGUAUUGAUCAGAUGAAUAAUAUUUAUAAAUGUGUUAAAAAGUUUUCUGAGGAUUUUCAGACUUCACUUUUUCAUUACGAUGGCCGGGGACCACUGAAUGGGACAGAUUGGAGUGGUCGAAGAAUGCAAUCCAUGUGGUAUGCAAAAAGGUUUUUGCAUCCUGACAUUUUUUCGGCUUAUGAUUAUAUAUUUAUCUGGGAUGAAGAUCUGGGAGUGGAACACUUCAAUGCCGAUAGAUAUAUCAAACCGGUGAAGAAACAUGACCUGGAGAUAUCACAACCAGGUUUGGAGCCCAAUUAUGCACUGACAUGGCAGAUGACAAAACGGAGAGUUGACCGAGAAGUUCACAAGUUCACCAAAGAGAAACCUGGCUGGUGUAGUGAUCCACGUUUUCCACCAUGUGCCGCUUUUGUGGAAAUCAUGGCGCCUGUAUUUGCUCGAGAAGCUUGGCGAUGUGUAUGGUAUUUGAUUCAGAAUGAUUUGGUGCAUGGAUGGGGAUUGGAUUUUGCUCUCAGAAGUUGUGUUACACCUGCACACGAGAAAAUCGACGUUUUAGAUUCAGAGUGGAUAGUUCAUCAAGUGAUUUCUACUCUCGGGAACCAGGGCGAGCCUCAUGCAUGAAUAUCUCCGCGAGACGCCGUUAGAAUAAGGUCCAAAAUCGAGUGGGCAAUGUUUCAGAAACGAAUCUCGGAUGCAGACUUGGCAUACGUAGCUCAGCUUGCAAAUGCAAAGGGAUAAACUUGCUUUUACCAUCUUUUACCCCAACCCACCCUCAUUGU
Hibiscus syriacus is the source of this 1046-nucleotide messenger RNA. RefSeq lists its product as uncharacterized. The coding region runs from base 1 to 888 and encodes 295 amino acids. The record is from RefSeq and is a predicted model, not a curated record. Lineage: Eukaryota; Viridiplantae; Streptophyta; Magnoliopsida; Malvales; Malvaceae. The transcript is spliced from 13 exons.